Clupea harengus (Atlantic herring) is the source of this 2325-nucleotide messenger RNA. RefSeq names its product proline rich Gla (G-carboxyglutamic acid) 2 (gene prrg2). Gene Ontology annotation, cellular component: extracellular region; plasma membrane. The record is from RefSeq and is a predicted model, not a curated record. Bases 1018 to 1650 code for a protein of 210 amino acids. The transcript has 7 exons. Gene Ontology annotation, molecular function: calcium ion binding. Lineage: Eukaryota; Metazoa; Chordata; Actinopteri; Clupeiformes; Clupeidae.
AGCAUAUGAAGACUUUGCAUGUGGUGUGUUGAUAAAUAUUGUCAUGCCUUAGAUUUUGGUUUAAUUAACUGAAACAAAUAGAAAUGUAGAGUAAGCCUAAAACAAACAUGAUUCUUAUGACAUGCAACCUUAAAUAUGAGGAUAUUACACAAUAUUCUGACUUAGAGGGCACUUGUACAGUGUGAGAGCAUACGGCCAGGUUUGAGCACCCAUGGGGUCUAUCCACCAUGUUUCUGGUUUGGACCUUAAAAGUGUCAUUCGGUGGGAUUGAUGCUGAGGUUGAAGGUGUAACCAGGUAAACGGUAAACUCUAACGUUUGCACGUCUGAGUGGCAUCUACAUUUCAUUUCAAGAUUACUUUAGCAAAGGCCUAACAUUUUAUCCAAAGAAAUUUGCAAUAUAUGAGGUACACAUCAGUUUGUAUUCAUGGGAUUUGAACACUGUAGCAGGAUUAUUCCUGAUGAGUUUGUUUAGAUGCCAGUCUGAACAACAAAUUCCAGGAAACUCCCCACAAACGUUCACUCCACAGGUUGUUCGUCUCGAUACAAACGCGAAGACUGAGACCAGGCCCACUGGUGUACACUGAAAACGAAGAGAUAUCCGGGUUUAAGACGGGCUUAAAGGUAAGCAGGCGUCCACCUCUCGUUUGCCUUCCGCCAUUGAUCAUCACCUGGCCAUGGUCCAGGUAGUUCAACCAUUUCUUAUUUUCUCACUCAUCGUCUUUGUACACGAAAACUUUCAAUUUCCUGAGAGAUCUAAAAAUCGUAUUCGUAAAGGAGCUGUAAGCCCAAUUUAUGAACGGCCUUAAAUUGUUGCCGACAGAGACAUAUUUUCUGUGAAAUACAUCAUUCAACACUUCGGUUAAAUAUCCAACCUGGACCAUUAUGUGUUUUACAAUUGUAAAAGGCGCAUUUUAUUGCUGCAUUAACGAUAUAGGCUACGCAAUGGUUCAUGCGACCAGUGUCCUGACAGCUCGUUGGUGAACUUUAAAUUUGUUGAUAAUCCCACAAGGAAUGUCAUGAUUUGCUUUGUGUUGAAGGCUUGUGACAUGACGGUCCUCGCGACGGUGUGUGUCUGGAUGCUGGGGCUGCCCCUUUCCUGGGGGAGGGCGGUUAUUAAGAAUCAAAAUGAUCCAGUGUUCCUGUCAGAGCAAUCAGCAAGCCUUUUCUUAUCACGCUCUCUGCUCUACAACUCCUGGGAUUUUGAGCUGGCGGUACAAGGAAACAUUGAGAGAGAGUGUAGGGAGGAGAUGUGCUCCUAUGAGGAAGCCCGGGAAGUAUUUGAAGAUGAUAUACAAACGGAUGUAUUUUGGCAGUCCUAUGUCAGCAGUCAAGAGUCUGUUGUUAGGGUGGACGUACCAGGCCUGGUAGCUGGCCUCGUAGCCUUGCUACUGGUGGCUGUCAUCGCCACUGUGCUUGGCUGCUAUUUCUACCAGAACAGAGGCAAGAGUGUGAGCAGAAGUGGCAAUGCUCCUGUGCAGCUCCCAGAUUCACAUCGUCCCCCUGAGUCCAUUCCUCUAUCACAGAACCUUCCUCCAGGGCUGCCCUCCUACUCUGAUGCCCUCCACCGCAGUGGGCAACAUGAUGCCCCCCCUCCACCGUACUCAGGGGGCGCCCCAUCGGAAGCUCCAGGGCCUGAGGAGGGGGACUGAAAUCUGGGCUUCAGAAAACCGGGAGGAAAGAUGUUAUGGUUUUCUGUUGCAUUGGUCAGUUAUAUAUAUAAAAUGUUGGGAUAAACUUAAAUUUCAAGGGAUAAUAGACUUUCAUAGUUUUGAUGAAUGACCUAACUCACUGUAGACUAGGCUACUUCAUGAGAGUGGUGAAGGGAAUGCAGUUUUUGCAGUGAGAAUUUGAUGAAGCACGUUCAACUGUUUUCUUGUUGUCUGAAUUUAAAUAAUAAUAAUAAAAAAUUACUACGUUUUUGUUUGCACAGCUCCUUUCUAGGUUACCGAAGUGUAGCCUAUCUUACUGUAAAACGGGUCAGCUUUGCCGUGGUGGGGAAAUACAACAUAGGCCUACUCAGAUGCAGUUGUUUCUUGUGAUUUGUAGCCAUUUUAUUCAGAUCGUCUCCUCUGUGAGCAGCUGAUGGUCAUCCACUCUAGAUCUGGCUCAGUGGAUUUCAUGCGUUGCCGUGUGGUGCGUGGGUUCCUAGACAAUACUCUAGCCUGGGCGCGCUCCGCAGGAGGAACACGAGAGGGGGGCGUGCGGGCGCGCGAGACGGCAAGAUUGCAAUUCGGCUGGACAGCCAGCCAAUCAUUCAGCUGUCCAACUAAAUGCUUUUGCUGUAUACGAAAACCUUAUUUUCUGCAUUUAGAAUACAGCAUAGA